CGCACAACAACAAUGUUAGAUAAGUGGGCGUAAAAGCGAAAACAAAAGUCCAGUUUUUAUUUAUUUGUUUUAAUUUGCCCCCACUAGUCUUCGUUCUUCAAUCUCCAAUCCGUUUUCAUCGCCAAAAAUCCCCCAAAAAGAACCUCAGAUUAGGGUUUCUCCUUCACUGAUUGAUCCGUGAAUACUACUCAUACCUGUUUGGAAUUCCUGAGUAUUCAUGGAGAAUCAGCAGCUUCAGCAAGUUCCUGGCGAAGAGAGUUCCGUCAAGGGCGUCGUCGAUCUUAUGAGAGUUGAUCAGUGCGAGGAGGAGAUCGGUGCGUCUCAAGCUCCCUCUGUACCUGCCCCGACGGUUGCCGGAGUUGUUGAUGAAGCUGCUCCUGUGAAGCGGAAACGUGGCCGGCCUCCGAGGGCGCAUGCUAAGACCGUGUCUCAAACUCGGCCGCCGCCACCGCCGCGGAAGGACGAGAAGGAAGAAGACGUCUGCUUCAUUUGCUUCGACGGCGGAGACCUUGUUCUCUGUGAUCGCCGGAACUGCCCCAAGGCAUACCAUCCAGCUUGUAUUAAGAGAGAUGAGGCAUUCUUUCGAACAGCGGCUAAAUGGAACUGUGGUUGGCACAUAUGCGGUACAUGCCAGAAAGGUUCCAGUUACAUGUGUUAUACAUGCACUUUUUCUGUUUGUAAGCGGUGCAUUAAAGAUGCCGACUAUGUGAUUGUGAGAGGUAACAUGGGUCUUUGUGGCACAUGUAUUAAGCCUAUAAUGUUGAUCGAGAAUAUUUCUCAAGGAGAUAAUGAAGCGGUUAAGGUGGAUUUUGAUGACAAGCUCAGUUGGGAGUAUCUGUUCAAGGUAUAUUGGCUUUGCCUGAAGGAAGAGCUGUCUCUAACUGUCGAAGAGCUUACUAGAGCAAAUAAUCCUUGGAAGGAGGUUCCUUAUACUGUCCCUAAAGUGGAGUCACGAAAUAUUCAUACCCUUAGCAAAGCUUGUUCUUCAGGCAAUUCAGAUUCAGAUGUAGUAGCGAAUGGAACAAAAAGAAGAAGGACUAGUGAUUCCCCCACCGUACCCAGCAAGUUAGAUACUAAAAUUCCAAGUAAUAUCCCAAAGAAGCUUCCUGGAGAUACAAACUGGGCAACAAAAGAACUCCUCGAGUUUUUGUCGGUCAUGAGAAAUGGCGAUACAUCGGUUCUUUCUCAGUUCGAUGUGCAGGGUCUUCUGCUUGACUAUAUCAAGAAAAAAAACCUUAGGGAUCCUAAUCAGAAGUCUCAAGUUGUCUGUGACCAAAUGCUUGUGAAGUUGUUUGAGAGACAGCGAGUGGGUCACUUUGAAAUGCUUAAGCUUCUCGAGUCUCACUUCCUUAUUCAAGAGAAACCGAAAGAGGAGAAACCCAAGAAUGGGGAAAGUAGUCAUUCUGUUCGUAGCCAAACAGAGGAGGAUAGUGCUCAUGAUCCGGUGGUUAGGGAUAGAAAACGGAAGAUGCGUAGGAAAACUGAUGGCAGUGAAAAAAACGAAAAUCUGGAUGCAUAUGCAGCGAUUGAUGUUCACAAUAUCAACCUGAUUUAUUUGAGACGUAAAUUUAUAGAUACUCUACUUGAUGAUAUCAACAAAGUUCACGAAAAGGUGGUAGGCACAAUUUUGAGAAUUAAGGUAUCUGGCAGCGACCAGAAGCUGGAUAUUUACAGGCUCGUUCAAGUUGUAGGUACAAGCAAGGCAUCAGCAUUCUACCAACUUGGCGCAAAGACUACUGAUGUUAUGCUAGAAAUACUAAAUUUAGACAAGAGAGAAGUCAUCUCGAUUGAUCAAUUAUCAGACCAGAAUGUCACAGAGGACGAGUGCAAACGGCUACGCCAGAGCAUAAAAUGUGGCCUCAAUAAACGUUUGACUGUGGGUGACAUCUUGAAGAUUGCAGCAACACUGCAAGUUAUGAGAGUCAAUGAGGUUCUGGAAGCUGAUAUCUUAAAGUUAAGGCAUCUCCGUGAUCGGGCUAGUGAGAAGGGUCGUAGAAAGGAGCUUAGAGAAUGUGUAGAAAAGCUAGGGCGUCUAGAAUCACCUGAGGAACGCCAGCGGCUUCUGCAGGAAGUCCCAGAAGUUCAUACAGAUCCAAGCAUGGAUCCGAGUCAUCCAUCAGCAGAAGAUGCAGUGUUGGGUAUGAGGAAACCAGAUAAUCACAUAGAGGUACAAAGUAAAAGUCCGAAGAAAAAAGGGGAUAUCCUGAACAACUUGGGAAAUAAUCCGCAGAAAAAAUAUGAUGCUCCAGUUUUGCGAAGCAGAAAAGCCAUGCAUGCCACUAAUAAAGAAGAGUGUUCUAAGGUCGACAACAACUCAGCAGAUAUCCAGCAAACUGGUAAAGAUGAUGAGGAGAGUGAAAUAUGGCAUUAUCGAGAUCCAGCAGGAAAGACCCAGGGACCAUUUUCUAUGGUGCAGCUCCGCAAAUGGAAAUCCUGUGGCCAUUUUCCUCCUUAUCUUAGGAUAUGGAAAGAGCAUGAGAACCAAGACGAGUCUGUACUUCUAACUGAGGCUCUUGCAGGACGGUUUGAUAAAGCAACUACUUUACCAAGUUCAUCGUUCCAUCCCCAAGUACUAAAACCGUCUCCGCACAACUCUGGACGCACUGGCGUUGAUGUGAACUGUCUUCAGAAGAACCUGAAGCCAGUCAGCACCAGUUCAACCUCUUCUUCUUCCUCUAUUGUCACUGCCCUUCCUAAUGAUCCGAAAGAUAAACAAGUUGCAACUCUUGUACCUUGCUCUGGAAAAGUUGAGGAUGGUAUUUCUGUUCGUCCCCAGCCUCAAGUUAGCUGUCCAGCAUCAAUGUCUGUGAUUCCAGGACACGUGGUUACUCCUAACGUAAGAGAAACUUCAGGAACUGAUCAAUCUAGUGCUGUGCGGCCAGAUGGUAAGACUCUAGAAGAUGGAGCAAAUAGUGGUUCUGUUUCCAUAAACGGUUCUGUUCAUGCACCAAACCUGAAUCAAGAAAUCCAUUUCCGUGAUUUCCCUAGUCCUACACCUAAGUCGAGCCCUGAAGACUUGGAGGCUCAAGCGGCAGAGACUAUUCAGUCUCUGUCUUCAUGUGUUCUGGUCAAAGGACCAUCUGGGGUCACAUGGAGCACCACCGCCACAACUACCGUCGAUGCUCCUACCACCACGACCACUUCAAGUGUUGUGGUCACUGGAGGACAGCUUCCUCAAGUAACUCAGCAGAGUGCUGUUGAUUUAGCUGCACCGUCUGUGAAGCAUAUUGAUUUGGCAGCUGAUCAUGCCACAGCUACUCACACUUCCAACAACACCCACGUGGCUCACUCAUCUGGGUGGCCGGCCAUUGUGGCCGACCCUGACGAGUGUGAUGAAUCAGUUUCAGAUCUAUUAGCUGAAGUUGAAGCAAUGGAGCAGAACGGUUUGCCCUCUUCACCCACCUCAACAUUUCACUGUGAUGACGACGAUGAUUUGAUGAAAGGGCCGGAGAAAGAUUUCUUUAACCCUGUGCUACGCAUGUUCCUCACACAUGAAACAUGCAGAAUGAAUGUCUCUCAGCCGAGUAUUCUUGACUACGUCUCCGCCGGCAAAAGCUCAACGGGCGCAGAAGCACAAGCCAACACUCACUUCAGCCACUGUGGAACCGCUGGUCCGGAGCUCCUGCUCUUUGCACCACCAGCGCCAGCUUCAACAAGUCAGGACCUGACUCUGACGACAACAGCUCUCAGACUGGGAUCAGAAACCACAGUUGAAGCUGGGUUGGUCGAGAGGCCUCCCAAGUAUGCUUCGGGAGUUGGUUUGGAACCGAGCCUUAGGUCACCAUCAUCACAUGACCCAGCUCGUGGAAACACUGAGCGCAGUCCACGUGGUAAUGGAAGUCAGCAAAGGAGAUCCGGUGGUCACAGCAGAGACCGGCAAUGGUGGAACAAUGGUCACAACAAUAGUCUCAACAACAGUCAUAAUAAUAAUCGGCAAUGGCCAUACAGCAGUAGCCAUGGGUAUGACCAUGGAUCAGGUUCGUAUACAGCUCAUCCGCCCAAAGGGCUAAAAAUAUGUAAAUUCUAUGAGAGUGGAUACUGCAAAAAGGGUGCUGCUUGUAGUUUUUGGCACCCCUGAUUCUCAUUUCUUGUAUUCUGUAUCCAUUUGUUUAUUUACACAAAUCUCGAACAUCCUUUUUUGUAACACCAAAGUUUCUGUAUCCCAUCAGCCGCAUGUUUUUAAGUAAUUAUCAAAGCUUCUUAUAAAACUAAGUUUUUUCA
This is a messenger RNA of Brassica napus (rape), 4221 nucleotides long. RefSeq names its product zinc finger CCCH domain-containing protein 44. The coding region runs from base 218 to 4078 and encodes 1286 amino acids. The record is from RefSeq and is a predicted model, not a curated record. Lineage: Eukaryota; Viridiplantae; Streptophyta; Magnoliopsida; Brassicales; Brassicaceae. The transcript is spliced from 11 exons. Gene Ontology annotation, molecular function: metal ion binding; protein binding; DNA binding.